This is a messenger RNA of Cladocopium goreaui, 3135 nucleotides long. Lineage: Eukaryota; Dinophyceae; Suessiales; Symbiodiniaceae. The record is from the annotation of a GenBank genome assembly.
AUGGCUCAAGUGGAGAAACAGAUCGUAGCCGCGCAGAAAUUUUUGCAGAAUGUGGUUGCGUUACCUACUUUUGAUGACUUGCGUGGCAAGCAAUUGAAGCGCUUGAUAGCGUUUCUUGGCAAGAAUGUGCUGAGUGUUGAGCAGUCCGCAGCUUUGAUGCCAAUCCUGGAUUGCAAUGUCUGGGGUUUGCACAUGGAGGAGUUGAAAACUUGUAUUGCUCAGCAAACCUGUGAUGAGAAUGACGAAACCACAGCUGCUUCGCGUGCAGCGCUCCAGGAUUUCACCAACAUUCCACAUUAUUUGAGCCAAGACUGGUGGAAUUUGCUUGAAAGUGGAAAGGAUAAGGUGAGAAAUUUGGAGUCGCUGUGCGGCUUAGCUGCUUCGCUGGGCUUGAGGAAUGCGUCCGAACCAACGUACGCAGGUUUAUGUGCGUUGGCCUUUUGUGUGGGUGGCAUGCAGUUGCUGGAAGAAGACAAGUUGAAGCUGCUGACUUUGCAUAAGUCACGUAUGAAAAAGGUAUUCAGUAACGCAGUGCCGUUGGCUUCUGUCAUGGAUGUCUUGCCAAGUUCACCUGAAGAUUGUUCAAAGCAAUUUUUGAACGCGGCAUAUCCAAACGGAUUUGUUGCAGGGACUCCAGUGACAAAGUCAAUGGAUUAUAUCUGUCGGCUGGUUGCCACGUAUCCGUGUAGACGCCGCGGGAAGGUGGCGGCAGAGUUGAAAAGCGAGCUGGAAUCUCCUGUCACAAAGACGUUAAGUCGCUUUGCAGCAGUAGCGAAGGCUUUCUCGCAUCAUAUGGUUGAGCCAAGAGAGAAAGAGGAGCUUCCGGGAUUGAAGUUGUUGCGUCCAGAAGCAACGGCAGUCUCCGAAAGUUCAGUUCCGACGCAGGCAAAACAGCUUGCACUGCUGGAUCGACAGCCAGAUGCAACCGCAGAAGCAGUAGAGGAGGCGACCCAGGCAGAACCUCCGUCAGUAACUGUUGCAAAACUAAAGGAGGCGUUGAACACAGAGAAAGCAGCGGAGUCGCAUCCGAAGAAGGGGCAAAAAAUGACCCCGCCGAAAGAGAAGGUGAAGAAGAGGGAAAAGACAGCAGAGCUGAAGGAGUCGCAAGUCACUGCUGUGAAAAAAAGCCGGCUCGCAAAGGGCCGGUUCAUCGAAAGCCUGCUUCUCACUCUAACUGCUGACUACGAUGAGAAGCGACGGCGGGUUUUGAAAUUGGUGCCAGCUGCGGUUUUGUCGCGUUUCAAAGGCGGCUGCUCUCGAUGCUAUCACAGGGAAUACUGCACAGUGAUUGCUUCACCUGCGUGGUGGGGCGUGCCACCUGCGUGGUGGCACUUUCACCGUACCUGCGUGGUGCGUUGCCUCACCUGCGUGGUGGGGCGUGUCACCUGCGUGGUGGCACUUUCAACGCACCUGCGUGGUGUGUUGCCUCACCUGCGUGGUGGGGCGUGUCACCUGCGUGGUGGCACAUUCAACGCACCUGCGUGGUGUGUUGCCUCACCUGCGUGGUGGGGCGUGUCACCUGCGUGGUGGCACUUUCAACGCACCUGCGUGGUGCGUCGCCUCACCUGCGUGGUGGGGCGUGUCACCUGCGUGGUGGCACUUUCAACGCACCUGCGUGGUGCGUUGCCUUACCUGCGUGGUGAGGCGCGUCGCAUGACUAGCGAGUCGGAGGAGGAGGACACCGAGGAGGAAGUGAAAUUAGAAGAGAAGGCAGACGACCAAGGGGUUGAAGGGCCUGCGCCAGCAGCAGGAGAGAUUGCCCCGGAGGCGUCCCGUGACAAGAACAAGGAGAAAGACAAGAAGGCGAAGUCCAGUGAGAAGAAGUCCAAGGAGAAGAAGGCGGAACGGUCCCCUUCCCACAGGAAGUCCAAGAAGGCUUCCCGCUCUCGUUCGCACAAGAAGUCCAAGGAGAAGAAGGCAACCCGCUCCCGUUCUCACAGGGAUCGUGGCAGACGUCGAUCCCGACGACGGGAGUCAGGACGCGACCGCGCGACGGUUCGCAGAGGCAAGCAAGAGGAAGAUCAGGCAAUUGGUCACGAGGCAGUGGAUCGGACCAAACCGCCUCCCGAGCCUGACCAACCUCCCAAAAUGCCUGGAACUUCCGCUCGCCCAGCCUCGAAAGGGAAAGGCAAGGAGGGGAAACCCAAACGGUGGGUUUGUAGAGAUUGUGGGGGUAGAACAGCCCCAUAUGAAUCCGCUAUGGAGCAACAUCGUUGGAGCAACGAACAGUGUCUCACGUGGCAGCGCUGGAAUCAGCUCUCAAAAGUUCAGCAGACGAAGGCCGCGUGGGAUGCCUGCUGCCAGGAUGCUCAACGUCUGCGACUCACGCGUCGCACAGACGCGCCCGAAGUUGCUCCAGCAAAUCGCAGCGCUUCCCCACAGACAGUUGCCUCCUCCAAGAGCCGUGGUCAGAAGCCGGCUACUGCGGCGUCACCGGUUGUUGCUGCGAGCAACGCUGAGAAGAAGAAGGUGAAGAAGCACCGCGAGCGAUCUGAGGAGUCUAGCUCAGGUGCCACGCCUGUGCGGCGCAGACGCCAUCGUCGGAGGGAAUCCUCUUCGUCGCAUGGGCACCGUGAGCGCCGUGACGGCCGAUCCGUGGUCGAGAUCCUUUGGGUCCGUCUGAUGCGCCGUGAUUGCAAUUUCACCGUGGAGGUGAACAAGGUGGAGUCUCUGCGCAGCUUCUUGGAAGAAGUGGCGCAGCAGUAUGUGCCUGGACGCUGGUGUCCUAAAAUCCCUGAAGAUUGGACAGACGUGUGGGUAAGCACCCGGCAUUGCCUCGAUAUGGCACAGGCCAGGGCCUAUGAGCUCAAACUGUGCCAAGAAGAGGAAUCGCUGGCGAAGCUGAAGCGGUUGCUCCUGGUUGCGACUGCGCAAGAUGUCCGCACCGUGUGUGUGGAUGAGGGCGGCAGCCUGCACGUUCGCUGUGCGACUGAGAUAUAUGAACCACAGGAGUGGAGCAACUUCGAAGCACGGGUGGGCUCGUAUCAUGCGGACGAGUUGCAUGCUGCCGCGAUAGAUUUGGGGCGCUUGCAGUCUCUUCUCAACACGGACAAGUGGUUGGAAGAAGUGCAAUGGAUCAAGUUGGCCGUGACGCAUCUGCAGUUUAUGUAUUUUGAGUUCCGGCGCUCGCCCUGA